UCGUCGUCAUCGCCGCCGUCGCGCUCGCCGUUGUCGGGUCCUCCGGCGCGUAUCAAUCGCCAGGUAUCUGCCGAUCGUCGCGGAUCCGUCGAAGCGCGAGUGCCGCGGUAACGACAUUAAUCGGGGCGGCGGAGCCCGCGCGCGCGAGACCAUGAACGUCCCGCGGGCGCGAGACGCGCCGACGAGAUAGUCUACCGAGGAGGCUGGCUGGCUCGCGAGGCCUCUCGGUUCACCCCACGGGGCGCCGAGAGUAGGACGUUUCUCUCGUUUGAGAGGGAAAAAGCGGGAUAGAUCGAUAGGCCAGCUGGUGUGCGUGUUCGCGGCGUUUUCGCAGCCAGUCGGUGUGGUCGCGCGGGGUGCGGCCCCAGGAUGGUGAAGGCACCGACCAUGGGACCCGCCGGGGCAGGCCCGGCGGGCAUCAGGAGGAUCCACCCCGGCCCCGAGAUCGCUAUGAACCCGAGGAACCUGCCCACAGCAUCCGCGAGCAUGCCGCCCGCUAUGCGAGGCGAUGCCAAUGCUGCCGGCAGAACGACACCCGUUUAUCAUCCUCAGGUGGACGUCUCUACGCAGGUGGAUCUCCAGGGCGGCUUUGGCGGUCCCGUUGUCAACAUGGACUCGUGGGAUCGUCGCGCGACGCCGUUGUACUCGCGCGAGGACAUCAAGGAGCAGUACUGCAUCACCAGCCGGCAGCUGGACGCCGUCGAGAAAUCCGGCGGCGGUUUCUUCGGUUGUCUAUCCACGAGGGGGCCGUCGCCGUGCAGCUCGACCAGGAACUCCAUCUUGUCGGCGUGCGUGCGUAGCGUUCCCAGCGACGAGAACCUCUGCGACGCGCCCUAUCCCCGAAGGCCCCUUCAAAUCAUGUACCGUCAGCCUUAUCCGACCUACUCCCGCGGUCCGUCGCGAUACGACCUCGAGGACGAGGCGGACUGGAUCGAGAGUUCCUACUUUAGACGGCGCCCGAGAUCGUUUUGCACUGUGCCCGAUCCAAAGAGAUAUACUUGGGUUCCGGAAGAUGAAGAAUCCAUGAAGUUGGAGGGUCCACGGCCGGUCUUACCACCAGUUGUUCCACCGCCUCCUGCUUCCAUAAUAACACAAGUUCCAAAGACGAAACACGUGAGCUUUGCGAGGUCGCACACGCUCACGUCGUUCGACGUACCGAGGAACAGGAGCCCUCCGAGACCACAUAAUCCGGAGCGUCUUAUAGACUCGCAGCCGACAAUGCAGAAUACUAUACUGCCUUCGUCCUUGCCCCUAGGACAUCCUUAUCCUGGCGUUGAGCCACGUGUUCUCGUAGUUGAGAAACCACUAAAACACGGUGCCAUGAAGACUCAGGCGACGCAGACCGAGAUCCCGGCAAUGUUUCGCGGUCGUGUGCUUCCGGUGACUCUCAGCCCGCGAACCAUCCAUCGUGUCAAGAUGGUUUCGCAGGGCGCUCAAACGAACGGUGUUUUCAACGGUAGAAAAUUGACAAAAAGUUAUUCGGAAGCCGGACAAUUAGGGACGCCGCUGGGCGGUCAGUCUGGUGCGCCGUCAAAGGAGGAAGCACAUCACGAACACGAACCGCUCCACAGAACUCAAAGCGAGGAACCACCAAGGUCGCCUUUUCUCGUUUCAACAACACCACCGCUACUUCCUCCCACCACCACCACCGUUGUUAUUGAAGAAACCCUGCCAAACGGAGACAUCGCGAUUGUCGGUGUUACUCAACAACGCCAUCGUAGAUCCUUUGAUUUAGACGAUCAGGAGAUUUUCAUAAACUUCAAACCGGCACCGGUGUCGCCGGACGCGCGGGCGCUUCUCAGCCGGAUUUCCGAGCCUACGCGCAGGUUUCUUCCUCUCCAGAAGACCUUCUCCGACGGCGAGAUCCGCGUUGAGAGACGCGAGCUGAUCGGAGAAAGUAGCGAGCCGAGUUAUCCUCAUACUUGCAGAAGGAACCAGCAGGAUCCUUGGGGCAGAACUGUCAGAGCACCCGUCCAAUUUUCCUCGACACCCGAGGAUCUGUCCUUGCUACGAAGCUUGUCGCCCCACGAGGAUCACCAUGAAGAGGAGUUCCAUGAAAAUUUAAUACGCCGCGGGCUCUUCCGAAAGAGAAGCGUGUCGCUCGAGGAUGGUGUACAAGGUGUGCCGUCAGACGACUUCAUGCUUCCCAGAUCGCUUCCAACUUCACCUACAUCGCCAACAGCAACAGCAACGACACGCAGAAUCCCGCAGACCCCGAAGGACGAUUCGCUACCGAGCGCCGCCUUACUGCACGCCGCGGUCUGCCCGCCUGCUUUCAGCGCCGGGAGCAACAUUGCCGGCAUCAUCGGCCAAAUAACAUCACCGUUCGCCUCGAGUGACUCUUUGACGAACGACGUGACUAGGGACCACAGUGACGGAAUAUGGAACGAGUCACAGGCGACGGUACUCCAGGCCGACUCGUUAGCUUUACUAACGCCGUCCUCAAGGAGAAGACACCUUCUGCUUCUGCAGCAUCAGCAGCGCUCCUCGAUGGACACCGAGGCCCUGGACGUGGAAGACGAGGUGGAGCCUUGCCCGCCGAGUCCGAGGAUACGUCUGGAACCCGCCACUCCGGUGCAACCCCUCACGCCAAGACGCGCUUACAGAAUACAAGAUCUGUUACCGGUACAGUUUCAACAAAUUUACUACAAUGACGUACCUACAUCAGCACAUUUUUAUGCAUACGAUAUUAUCGAAUCGUCUAUUUCUGCGAGUAACGGUCGACCGAGAAGCGGAUUACGCCGUGCGAGUCCCGGCCCGCCGCUGUCUCAACCCCAAUCGCAAUCGUCGAGCGAGUUCGGCUUGAGCUUAGCUAGGACUGACUCGGGCGGCCGUACGAACACCGACCUCUCCGAGACUUCCGAGGAUUACGUCACUGCCAAUACUUCUACGGAAACUGGGACCACCACAGGCACGUCCGCUACGACCAGUUCCUGGUCGAGACCACCGCAGACGUCCAGCGCCGCGGCGUCGGCGGCAUCGGCGCCCGCCUCGACCACCGCGACUGCCUUGGAAGGCAGCUCCUUCGAAAGCGCCAGCUCGAUCUACAGCUUGGCAAGAAGCGAGGCCGUUAUUGAAGAACCGUGUAGUCCGCCGCCGAUCUUAGAAGAAGCGGAAAUCGCAUUUGGAUUAGAACUACCUCCACCGCCAAUGAGGUCCAGCAGCAGCAGUAGUUCGGGUAGCUAUGAUCUAAAAGACGCGAUGACAGAUCCGAAUAUUGAGUUAGAACAAGUUGCCCCACCCAGCGGGCACACCUCAGAGACCGAAUUAGAUCGAGAUGAGGGUCACCGAUCGUCAUCCGGUGGUUACGCCGAGUCACCACCUGACGUUCGUAUGUGGAGCGAGGAAGAACGUCGCCGGAAGAAGAAGACCUUCAGCCUGGACUUUCUUGGAGCUGCGAACAACAUCGAAGUGGAGCACGCUGCUUCGGAGUCGGCGUAUCCGGAAAACGUCGAGGUCAGCCCGACACCCAGCCACCGUCACAGAUCGCGAAGCAAGCCGACGUCAGCCCGAAGUCCUCACCGAAAUAAUAGAAAGCGAGAUACGGUGCAGCAAUCGGUGCAGCAGCAGCAGCAGCAGCAGCAGCAGCAGCAGCAACAGCAGCAGCAGCAGCAGCAGCAACAACAACAACAAGUGCUCAGAAGUCCUCAGAAGGAAGAAUGGAGGGUUGAGCAAGCCGAGGACGGCCCCCACGCACCGACGUCCGACGACUCGAGCUGCAGUCAUCAUUAUCACAUGUAUCAUCAUCACCAUCAUCAUCAUCCGCGGGACGGUGCGGAAAGUGGAAGGCAUCGUCGAGUUAGAGAAAGCCCGAGGAGAAAGACCAGUGGUUACAUAUCUACCAGAAGACGCAGCAAUGAAGACAAGAACGCAGCGUUGACGGGCAGCUUGCCGCGACGAAGAUCCCGUGUCGCGGAUGACAUAGUUUGCUCCAGCCGCCUGAGUCCUGGCCGUUAUCAGCGGAGUCCGGGGCAUAACGGUCAGCGAGCGAUGGUUCUGGAGGCGCAGAGCCCGGAAGCGAGACUGAAAGCGCUCUCGGCGGAAUCGCUGAGAUCCGUCAGUCCGGGUAGCGACAGUGUCUUCUACAGCGAGAGCGCCGAUCAGCCCUGCGUCUCCGUCGCCGCUCUGGACGCCGCGCAUUGUCACCAUUGCGGGAGAGAGGUGUCGGAAGAGAUCGUUCGACCACCGGCAGGUUUCGCGGACUCUCCGGAGGGACACAGAAGCACAGCUUCCAAGCACGUUACAGGACAUCGGCUGUACAAGAAGUUCGACAAGAGAUACAGAUCGGAAGACCGAGGGGACCGGAGACAUCGUCGCAGUAGCGCCGUCAGUAGAUCGGAUAUUCGAGCGAAAUCGGAGGAGAGAGCCACCCCUCGAUCUGGAAGCAGAGGUUCGAUCGACGACACCGGCAGGCGGAGGCUGCAAGCUCGAAGCACUGACGCCAGUAUGGAAAUUCUCACAGGAAGAGAAGACGAAGAUACUUACGUGGAACCCUAUACGAGCAGUGAAUGGAUUUAUAUCGGGGAUCUCGAAGAGAGUCACGUGUGGAAAAGAUCUGACAGCAGAGGUGAUGACGAUAUCACGGAUAGCCAUAAAGACCGACGGGACUCUCAAGAAUCCACGGAGAGCGAAAAGAAUUUUAAGAAGAGAUAUCAAGCGGCCACACACAGAAUGGUGCAUCGAAAAAGCAGCGGCGAGAUGUACAAGAGGAUACAAACGAAAUGUUUCGAGAGUGACAAGAGGGUGAUCGUAAAACGCGAAGCUGGCGGCGAGUUCGGUUUCCGCAUUCAUGGCUCCAAGCCCGUCGUGGUUUCCGCGAUCGAGCCAGACACGCCCGCGGAGUGUUCCGGUCUCGAGGUUGGCGACAUCAUCAUGUCGGUGAACGGCAGAAGCGUCAUGGACGCCACGCACUCGGAGGUCGUGAGAUUGGCGCACUCCGGCACGGACGUCCUGGAACUGGAAGUCGCAAGGACCUGCAACGUAUUGGCGCCGCGGGUUGCGCGUGCAGGAGUUAAAGAGAGCGAAGAGGCACCUCUCUACUCGGGAUACUUGUGGAGGAAAUCGACGUCGUCGAGCGCGGAGAAAUGGGUUCGAAGAUGGUUCGCUCUUCGUCGUGAUAACUGCCUGUACUGCUACAAGACUGACGCGGAUUCGCAACCGGUAGGGGCAGUAAUGCUCCUCAAGUACGACGUGGAGUAUACGCCUGAAUUGAGAGUGCACAGUUUCGCGAUAAAGAAACACGGUGCUCCGACGCUACGACUGGCAGCCGAUACCGAAGAUGCGGCGGCUCGAUGGGCUACGGUUAUACGUGAAGCUGUCGAGAGGAACGAUCAGAUUGACACUUGGCUGGAUUCUUCGCUAAGGAUGAGAGAAAUGGCUGCGUGUGCUAUUCAGAGGGCAGAUUGUUUCGGAUAUUUGAGCAAACAGCAGGAACACGCACGGAAAACGUCCUCGCCCACCGGUUGGUCCCGGCGUUAUUGCGUGUUGAAGGACGCAGCGCUAUAUUUCUACGAUGAUGCCAACGCCGAGAAGGCGUUCGGCGUGGCGUGUCUGCACGGUUUUAGGGUGCAUAGCAGCGCUCCGAGUUCCGGCGGCAGGAAGCACGCUUUCGAGCUGCAGCCACCGGAUCCCACGCAGAGAAGCUAUAUCUUCGCUACCGAGUCCGAAAUGGAUAAGAAACGGUGGUUGGCCGCCCUCGAAUAUUCGAUCGACCGAUGGAUAAAGAUAGGUUGAUGCGAAACAAUCCGCCCUACGACGAAUCCAACGAGUCGCAGUAGCGAAGAUCGUCCAAGGAAAUAUCCUCGUCCGCACCCGCUUCCGGUUCCUAAGACGUUGUGAAAAUCAUCCGUGACAAUCGCCGUUGUUACCUCGACGAUCGGCACACGCACUCGCGGAUGUUGUCAAGACUCUCAUUUCGACGCAACAUUAUUCAAUCUCAUCGUCACGAUCAUCAUUGUAGCUGCUGAUUAACAGUGACGUCACGUUAAAUUGUUCAAAUAAAACGUUGAAAACGUGCAUUUUGUGUCCCAUUUUGUGCGAUCAAUUUCAUCGCGCGUAUCGUCGUUGUGUAAUCGGUAUUGUUUAUCAGCAGUUUAAUUCGCAAGUCCAUUAAACGUCAUCGAAACUAUUUGAGCAGAGAUUGAAAUCUUGGUGAACUUGACUUUCGAAACACGCUAUCAAAAUAGAAAAACGUACCUUCCGCCAGUUGUUGCAUUUUCUUUGUCGCGAAUAAGUAUGACAAAGUCCCUAUCGAAAUCCAAAUUCACUAAGAUUAUACGAAUUUCAAUUUUCGAACUGUACUUUAGAACUCAUCGCUAGAGGCGCGUUAAUCUUUCCCAUUUAAUCCCAUCCUGUCCAUUGUAUAUCUCAUCAUCGACGUAAUACUUUACGAAUACUGAUCAAAAUGUGCUUGUAAAAAUGAUGGACACUGAAGAAACUGAAUUUUCUUGAUUAUCACGACACGAUCUAUCCGCGGCGGUCUCGAUAUGUCUGCGAAAAUGGAUGUCCUUCAAAGCUGUUUGUCGCUGAAAUUCUAUACGCACACGAAGACAACUCUAAAGCUGAGGAGAGUAUCUUUAAGAACGAGACGAAGUUCGUUCAUCGGACGAUUAAUUAAUUGUAACAGCGAAUCGGUAGAAAGAGAAAAAUAUACACUUUGCGAGUCGCAAUACGCGUAUACGUGCAUGCGUAGCGAUAGUUACGCGUAUGCGGCGUACAUGUGCAUGUGGAAUUGCCAUUAACCAAUAUAUCGCUAUUCUUACCAAUGCCAAUAUUUGUAUUAAUCGCGGGAUUCUGCCCGUGAGAACGUGAAAAACGAAGCAACUGCGCGCGUGCAGGCAUGUCUAGAUUGUAUAAACCCGUGCAUACGUUAUCUGUGCAAUAGAAGAAAAAACCAAGGACAUCGCGCAUUUCUGUCAAAAAUCACGCGCAUAUUUUCGCGUAUAUGGUGGGAAGUGUGAGGAGACCGGCGUACAUUUUAAGGAGAGGAUAACCCUACACUGGCACAUCAGGUUCAGACUGAUCCUGCCCGCUCCUACCGGUGUAUAUAGGGUGUCCCGAAAUUAUCGGUACACAUUUUUUCGAACAAUUAAUGGAAAUUAAAUUAACAAGAUACACAUGACGACUGUCUUGGUAAAUUAAUGAAUUUUAUAAUAAAA
Linepithema humile (Argentine ant) is the source of this 7157-nucleotide messenger RNA. RefSeq lists its product as uncharacterized. The record is from RefSeq and is a predicted model, not a curated record. NCBI's taxonomy places the organism in Eukaryota, Metazoa, Arthropoda, Insecta, Hymenoptera, Formicidae.